Molecule: messenger RNA, 1191 nt
Organism: Acaulospora colombiana
Lineage: Eukaryota; Fungi; Glomeromycota; Glomeromycetes; Diversisporales; Acaulosporaceae
Source: the annotation of a GenBank genome assembly
AUUCUCAAGCUCACCAACAAGCGAGUUGGAGAACGAAAGAAUGUCAAGGCAGAAACGCUCGAAUGGAUGGGAAGAGCCUAUAUUGAUCAAGGUCGCCACGCGAAAGCAAUAACGGUAUUACUAGAAUGUCUCGAAGUCAGAGAGAAAAUUCUCGCCAAAAUUGAAAGCACAGAAGCGGCAAAGGACGAACACAUCGAGCUCUUGGACACGAUAUCGUGGCUGGUCAAGGCCUAUCAAGCAUCGGGUAAACUCGAUGAAGCCGAAGAGCUGGCUAAGCGGAUGGUGCGGGAAAAGACAGAGUUGUUGGGUGCGUCCGAUCCCCUUACACUCGACUCUCUCGCUUGGAUCGUCCUCUUGCUCGGUGAUCGGCAGCGCUACGAGGAAAUGGAAGUCAAGGCCAAAGAAUUGCUCGAAGGGAGGCUCAAUGCGGGUGGGCCAGACGACCCCGCCACUUGGACGGCCAACUAUUGGGUCGGCCGAGCCUACUGCCACCUCGGAAAGUUUGAAGAGUCGGAGGUGCUCUUACGAGACGUGUGGGAGAAGCGCAAGGUCAAAUUGGGAGAGAACCAUUUGGACACGCUCACCGUGCUCUCCUGGCUCGGCAGGCUAUGCACCGAUGCUAAAAAGUAUGAAGAAGCCAACAAGCUUCGAGUGGAAGAACUCGAGAGGAGGAUCCAAGUCCAAGGCGAAACCAAUAUAAACAAUGCCGUCGUCCUCGAAGCGCUCGUGGCGAUCCGAUGCAAGAUGGGCGACUUGGACGCUGCCGAGUCCUAUUGUAACGAAGCGAUCGAAAUCCGAAAGCUCAAGGGGGGCGAAAAGAGUUUGGGCUAUGCUAAUGCGAGAGCGUGGCUGGGCGAGGUCUGCUUUCUAAAGCAAAAGUAUGAAGAGUCGGUUGCCAUCCGGAGAGGAGCGUUGGCGACACGAAUGGAAUUGUUGGAACCGCGUCAUCGACUGAUUGGGUUUAGCAAGUGCAAGCUCGCGCUAGUACUCCAUACCAUGGGGGGCCAUGACGCAGAGGCGGAAGAGUUGAUAAAGGAGGGGGUGGAGAUCAUGAAGGACACAGUUCGAGCAGACGACCCUUCAUUGGAAGAGGCAUUAGAUAUCCUCAAAAAGAUUAUAGGUGAAGAUACUCAGGAAGCAACAAAGGCAACAGGACCACAGACUGAGCCCCAUGUACCACAAACUAGUUAA